AUGACUCCUUCGAUCAAGCAAUCGGUGAUGUGGAUGGAUACAUCAUCAGAGAUUUGGAGAGAUCUCAAGGAUCGAUUCUCUCAUGCUGAUAAAUUUAGGGUUUCUGAUCUUCAAGAUCAGAUUCUUGCUUGUCAUCAAGGUGACUUGUCUGUUUUUGAAACGGAGGAUGAUUAUGUGAUUCGAUUUCUCCGUAGCCUUAAUGAGAACUAUGCCCAAGUUCGUUCUCAAAUCAUGAUAAUGGAUCCCAUGCCUUCGAUUGUCGAAAAAAUUUCUAUGGUUCUUCAACAUGAACGUGAGUUCAUCGACACCAAUCUCAAACAUCUUGUUUCCGAUUCCUUGGCCUUUACUGCGGUUUCUAAUGCUCAACCACGCUUCAACUCUUCCAACAAAGUCCCUUCCAAUGCCAGCAAAAACCCUUUCAAGAACAACAAAUUUUGUGAAAAAUGCAAGAAGACCAACCACACCAUUGAAACUUGUUAUUUUUGCAUUGGUUUCCCUACUGGUUAUAAAAAGAAUAAGCCCAACGUCAAAGCUUCUGCUAGUUUGGUUGAAGUAGAUUCCACUGCUUCUCUACAACAACUGGAUUUGGAUGGUAGUCCUCCCAAUGACCAAUUCACUUUCUCUAAAGACCAGUAUCAAGCAAUUUUGGCUUUGCUCCAACACAGUAAGGAUCAUUCAUCCUCGGUGAAUCAAGCAUAUUUUAAAAACUUAGGUACAUCUUUUGCUUUUGUUCCUUGGAUAUUUGACAGUGGUGCCACAUACCACAUCUGUCCCACCAAAUCCUUCUUUCAUAACCUUCAUGCCAUAAAACCCAUACACAUUAAAUUGCCUAAUCACACUACUGUUACUGCUAAUUUCUCAGGGAAUAUUCACAUAGGUUACCUAUUUCUUCCUGAUGUUCUUUUUGUCCCUGAAUUUUAUGUUUAUCUCAUAUCUAUUCCCAAACUUGUUUCCACUAUUGACUGUAUGGCAGUAUUUUAUGAUUCUCACUGUUUCCUUUUCCAGAAAUCUCAAUUCAAGAUGAUUGGAGCAGCUAGGAAGAUCAAUGGCUUGCUGCCUACUCCAUUUCUUAAAAAUCAAUCUCCUUAUGAAAUUGUUUUUGGCAAAAUCCCUGACUUUAACACACUUAGAGUCUUUCGUUGUCUAGCUUUUGCAAACACUAUUACUUCUGGCAGAACCAAAUUAGACAAAAGAGCUUCUAAGUGUAUUUUUCUUGGAUUCAAAUCAGGGGUCAAAGGUUUUCUAUUAUAUGAUCUCACUUCACAACAGUUUUUGCUCUCUCGCAAUGUCACUUUCUAUGAGUCUCAUUUUCCAUAUUUACCUCCCCAUUCUGUUUCUCCUCACCAUAACACUGGUACUGUUGCAUCUCAACAAUCAUUUGAUUCUUUGAUUGCAUUUGAUAUACCUGGUUCACACUUUAAUGAUUUUUGUAUUACUUCUGAUAUUGUCUCUAGUAAUAAUGAUCCUAAUGUUAUUGAACCAGUUAUGCAAUUUCAUGAUGAUUCUAGUGAUACUGUGCAAGUUGUUGAUCGACCUGGUAGAAUUUCAAAUAGAAUUAGGAAGCCCCUUGCUUAUUUGUCUGAUUAUGAUUGUUCCACUGUUUCUUUUGCUCCAACUUUUAACUGCACAACUUAUCCUUUACAAUCAUACUUGUCAUAUUCCAAAUGUUCUAACUCUCAUACUGUUUUUUGCAUGUCUUUAUCUGCCAUCAUUGAGCCUUCUUCUUUUAAAGAGGCUUGUCAACAUGCUCACUGGCAGCAGGCCAUGCUUGCAGAAAUUCAGGCUCUUGAGAGGAAUAGAACUUGGUCAUUGGUCUGA
Messenger RNA from Vigna radiata var. radiata (mung bean), 1818 nucleotides. RefSeq lists its product as uncharacterized. The record is from RefSeq and is a predicted model, not a curated record. NCBI's taxonomy places the organism in Eukaryota, Viridiplantae, Streptophyta, Magnoliopsida, Fabales, Fabaceae. Bases 1 to 1818 code for a protein of 605 amino acids. The transcript is spliced from 3 exons.